Molecule: messenger RNA, 1017 nt
Organism: Ricinus communis (castor bean)
Lineage: Eukaryota; Viridiplantae; Streptophyta; Magnoliopsida; Malpighiales; Euphorbiaceae
Exons: 3
Coding region: 450-746 (98 amino acids)
Biological process (GO): developmental process
Source: RefSeq, a predicted model, not a curated record
GCCAGUAACAACUUUCUAUUUAUUUCAUGGUGCUUCCACUCUGUAGUGAAUUUUAACAGGAGGAUCAUUAGGCUUCUGUUGGAGGAUGCUAUCUGGGUAUACAGGCAGUGGAUUUGUCGGUUUAGAUGUAAAGGACCCAUUAAUCACGUGGAGGGCGGCUGCGCAAUUGCUAAUCCUGCGAGACAAACAAAUGACAAAUACCCACUAAUCCCUCCCAGCCAGUUAUCUUCUAUCUCCCAGGUGGGAAUCCUGUACCCCAUCUGAUCCACGCACCACCAUCCCUUCCCCCUCCCCUUAUAUGUUAUAUAUGCCCUUUUCAUCACACUCCACUUGUAUGCUUAAUACUGCACCAACUCAAUUAAUUUGAUUAUAUGUUUCCUUCUGCUUCUUGUUAAUGAGUUGCAUAUAAUUACAAGUUUUUUUUUUCUUUUUUUUUCUUACACUGAAUAAUGGGUGAUUCUUCUGCUUCAUAUAUACGGAUGGUGCAGCACCUUAUUGAAAGAUGUCUGAUCUUUCGCAUGACUAAAGAGGAGUGCAUGGAAGCUCUCUCCAAACAUGCAAACAUCACCCCUGUCAUAACUUCUACUGUGUGGAACGAAUUAGAGAAAGAGAACAAGGAAUUCUUUGAGGUGUAUGCUCAAUCCAAAAGCAAAGAUGACAGGAUGUCCGACGAAGAAACAACUCAAAUGAUUCAGAAAAUGGUUUUGGAACCCUCUAGAGAUCCUGAUGACCAAACAUCACAAUGAUUACAAGAAACCCUCUAAAGAUCCUGAUCCAAACAUCACAAUGAUUACAAGAAAACUGAUAUGUCUGUCUCCAUCUUUUGUUAGUUUUGCAUGGCUUUCCCUGUAUAUACAUGUGGUCCUUAUAGCUACUACAUAUGCAUGCAUGAAUCUAUGAAAAUAUAAUACAUAUCAUGGUUCCCCGUUCAGAUAAAAUUCGCCUAAUCCCAGUAACUUUAAUAUUUUAACUUUUAAUAUAAUAUAAUAGAUAAUAAUAUAAAUAUUUAUUAAAUUU